Stylophora pistillata is the source of this 1267-nucleotide messenger RNA. Its product is annotated as snRNA-activating protein complex subunit 1. Gene Ontology annotation, molecular function: sequence-specific DNA binding. The record is from RefSeq and is a predicted model, not a curated record. Gene Ontology annotation, cellular component: snRNA-activating protein complex. NCBI's taxonomy places the organism in Eukaryota, Metazoa, Cnidaria, Anthozoa, Scleractinia, Pocilloporidae. Gene Ontology annotation, biological process: snRNA transcription by RNA polymerase III; snRNA transcription by RNA polymerase II.
UAUGGCGGAAGGUUUGAUAAUAGACUGUCGUUUGUUAUUGUCGCGGUUUGAGAACCUAAACACUGUAAGGUUUGAAAAAUUUUGUGAAGUAUGGAGAGAAAUGAACUUCUCUUUAAUUCACUGCGGUGGUAGAGAUGAUGACCGAAGAAUCCAGCUUGUGGAUUAUCUGUUUCGUAUCAUCAGCACUUACCUUGAAUCGACUCCAAGUAGCUUUCAGUGUCGCAUUGGAGCUCUUUACGCUCUCUAUGCUGUCUAUCAUACUCAGCUUUGCCAACCAAAAGUGAAGAUUCGUAUGACAUUAUCUAUGAUGAGGGAUCUCAAGGAACUACAUAAACAGAUCAUCGAGCAAAAGCAUCACGAUGCUGAUUAUAUCUUGAGACUUCUGAAUAAUGAAAAUGCAUUCUUAUUUGUUGCUAUGCCAAUACCGCUUUCCUAUGGUUCCAGAGAAACCAUUACUGGCCAAGAUGAAGGCCACAGUUCCACUUUGAUUGAGGAGGUGAAUGAAACUGUGGAGGAAAGGUUUCGAGCAAUGGAGAAUCUAGAAGAAGCUCAUAACAACUACAAAGAAUUAAAAAACAAGUUACAAGAAACAGGGCUCAUUACUGGAGAUAGGUCAUUCAAAGCUAUAUCUGAAGAAACAGUGACAGAUGUUGCCAGUGAAUUACAAAAAUUUGGUGACUGGAAACGAAUGAGAUGUCAGAAGCAUGUGUUAGAGAAGAAAACAGGAACAUCAUUAUCAGAUGCAAAUAGUGUUCAAACAGGAAACAUGCAAUUAACAACAACAGCAAAUGACGAGGCCAGUCCAGGGACCUCAGCUCUCAGUCAGGAAAAUAUAUCAAAGAGCUCAAGGAUAAAAGACAUAAAGAAGAGAUCAUUUUCUACAGCAGCCAAGGUUACGAGAAGUAUGAGACACCUUCAGCCAACAAUUGAAUCUACAGAUGAUGAAGGUAGCAAAUCAAAGAGAAAGCGUGCCAAAAAAUAGCAGAAAUUUCCUGAAAUACUGGGAUAUUUACGGGUAAUUUUUGUUAGAAGUAGUAAGUUUAUAUUAAAAAAAAAAACAACAUACAUGAUUGUACAAUAAAUACAAAGAAUAAACUUUAUUUAUUAGUAGUUUUCUCUUUCCAAAGAAUAUUAUUUAGCACCUCCCUAUUAUGUAGAAUGAAAGCAAAUGUUUUCUAAACAGUUUUUCGUCCAGUUUUUGACAAAAUACCCUUAAGAAAGUUGAGAUUUCCCUACACAAACCAUCAAAGUUACAUUGAUUUCAUUU